This is a messenger RNA of Enterobius vermicularis (human pinworm), 819 nucleotides long. Lineage: Eukaryota; Metazoa; Nematoda; Chromadorea; Rhabditida; Oxyuridae. The record is from the annotation of a GenBank genome assembly.
AUGAGACCACUUCUGAUUUUGACCGUCAUAAUCAGACCCGUUUUGGGGUGCUUCGGCUUUGGUAAUUGCUGUUGUCCAGUAGCUCAACCGCAGUGUGGAUGUCCGACAGUAUGUACGCCUAGCUCAGGAUCAUAUGCAGCUCAAUCAUAUGCAGCUCCAUCAUAUGCAUCAUAUGCUCAACCCAGUUAUUCAUAUGCCGGCGCCGCAGCUCCACAGUCUUAUGCCGUUGCAGCACCAUCUUAUGCUCCUGCUCCGGCACCUCAACAAUCAUAUGUUUCAUACCGACAAUCGGUUCCGGAAGUAUAUACCGCGCGUGUGACAGCGCACUGUAAUUCGCCAGGAUGUGUGCGAACUAACAAAGUAGCUGCCGUCGUUGAACCGGAGCCAGUUACUUUCGUUCAGCCAUCGCUCAGUUCGCAGUUUGUUCGUCCGGCGCCCAGUGCUGUUGUUGAAACAGUUCAAGCACCAAACGCAGAAGCACCAACAAAUGAAGUACCGGAAGCCAUAGCACCAUCAUCACCAGCAGCAGCAGUGAUCGUACAACCGGAGGAAGCUUUUGCUGGUUCUGCAGCUCCUGAAACUACAAAUGUGGUAGAAGCAGAACAGAUAAAGCCACAAGGCGAAUCGUAUCAAAUCGAGGUUGUUCCUCCACCGGUUGAUUCGGCAACGCAGGAGGAAACAUUUGUCGAUAAAGAUGGUAACAGAUAUCGUCGAGUGCGCUAUUUCCGAAAAAACAUAGGAAUUUCAUUAUUUAUUACUGACUCAGUUAUUGGUAGAAAACGCCUCUAUUUGGACUAUAAUAUCGAGAUUAGAAAGUAA